AUGGAUUUGCUGAUGGAUGGGAACCACACUGCAGUGACAGAGUUCAUUUUGUUGGGGCUGACAGAUGAUCCAGUCCUCCGAGUCAUCCUCUUCAUGGUCAUCCUGUGCAUCUACCUGGUGACUGUAUCUGGUAAUUUCACCAUAAUUGUUCUUAUCAGAGUCUCCUCUCAGCUCCACCACCCCAUGUACCUUUUUCUGAGCAACCUGGCUUUUUCUGACCUAGGCUUUUCUUUUUCUGUCACACCCAAUAUGCUUGUAAACUUCCUGGUGGAAGUAAACACAAUCUCCUACCUCGGAUGUGGCAUCCAGCUCGGCUCCGGUGUUUUCUUUGGGACUGCUGAGUGCUUCCUUCUGGCUGUCAUGGCAUAUGACCGCUUUGUGGCGAUCUGCAGCCCACUGCUUUACUCAACCAACAUGUCCACACAAGUCUGUGUCCAGUUACUUAUAAUGACUUAUGUAGGUAGUUUUAUUAAUGCCUCUUCUUUUACCUUUUCCUUCUUUUCUUUACUUUUUUGUGGACCAAAUCAGGUCAAUCACUUUUUCUGUGAUUUUUCUCCGUUAGUUGAGCUCUCUUGUUCCGACGUCAGCAUCCCUGCAGUUGUUCCCUCAUUUUCUUCUGGAUCCAUCAUUGUAGGCACAGUGAUUGUCAUCGCCGUGUCCUACGUCUACAUCCUCAUCACCAUCCUGAAGAUGCGCUCCACCGAGGGCCGCCACAAAGCCUUCUCCACCUGCACCUCCCACCUCACUGCAGUCACGCUGUACUUUGGAACCAUUUUCUUCAUUUAUGUGAUGCCCAAGUCCUUCUACUCCACCGACCAGAACAAGGUGGUGUCUGUAUUCUACAUGGUGGUGAUCCCCAUGUUGAACCCCCUCAUCUACAGCCUCCGGAACAAGGAGAUUAAGGAGGCCCUGAGGAGAGAGCUUGGGAGGCAGACAAUAGUGUCAUCUAUUAUUUUGUAA
Octodon degus (degu) is the source of this 960-nucleotide messenger RNA. Its product is annotated as olfactory receptor 502-like. The transcript has a single exon. Gene Ontology annotation, biological process: G protein-coupled receptor signaling pathway; sensory perception of smell. Gene Ontology annotation, molecular function: olfactory receptor activity; G protein-coupled receptor activity; odorant binding. The record is from RefSeq and is a predicted model, not a curated record. Gene Ontology annotation, cellular component: membrane. The coding region runs from base 1 to 960 and encodes 319 amino acids. NCBI's taxonomy places the organism in Eukaryota, Metazoa, Chordata, Mammalia, Rodentia, Octodontidae.